Rotaria sp. Silwood2 is the source of this 819-nucleotide messenger RNA. The record is from the annotation of a GenBank genome assembly. NCBI's taxonomy places the organism in Eukaryota, Metazoa, Rotifera, Eurotatoria, Philodinida, Philodinidae.
AUGUAUGUGUGUCUUUUUACAGGUCUGUACUAUGGUUGUUGGAUUUCACAACAGUUAAUUCGUUCGAUCAAUGAAGGAGAACUUCUAAUAACUGAUGAUGAAAAUGAUGCGGACACGCUUGAUACUCUUCUUUUUGACUUUGAGAGGUGGCCUUUUGAUAAUGAACGAGAACCUCAAUUUGAAAAAUACUGUGCGUGGCUCAAACAACACCUUGUUCGACAACAUCCUUGCAUUAUCGCCGUUUAUGUUGAUGAUGCAGAUGACAAAAGUGAUGAAUAUGAUCAUAUUAUGCCUGCAAUUGGAAUUCAAUAUAGUGGAACAGAUCAUGUAUACAAUCCACAAGAUGUAAUUCUAUUCUACAAUUUGUUCGAUUUGAAGCUUCUCGAACGACAACUGAGCAAAAAAGAUAUGAUUAAAACAAGAGGUGCAUGCAAGAACACAACGGACACUGGCGGUUGUCUUCCACAGCAAAUCAACUAUGGCUAUGCUAUUUUAGGCAUUAAAGAUGAGCAACAGGUAACCGUGCCGGUUCGCCUUAAAGUCAACUUGUCAAACGAACCAAACGUAUCGAUGGGUGCUGAUCCAGUUAUAAUGCAAGGUACAGUCGUUGUGCUCGAUCUUGUACCCGAUCGAAAUUAUGUUCUUCUGCGCUAUAAUUCUUACAAACAAGUACCAAAGUCAGGUGAUACUCAAGCGUUUCUUCGUUCUAAUUAUCAUAAGCAUCAUGAGUUUCGAGCCGAUAGUUGCACUUACACGUACGUCGAUCCAGAAGGAAUUCCAUCGAACGGUUCAACUUACUACCGUUGUGUACCUGCCUGA